GCCGCUAUGAGGUUAGUGCUGCGUACUGGUCCCGAUUGACGGCACGUCGAUUGGUCCGCUGUUUAUCAUUGUUUGUGUACAACCCCGUGCGCGUAUGUUUUCUUGACUAGAACACGUACUCAGGUUGGAUGCGUUGGCCGCGGAGGACUCUUCGCUUGUCAAUCAACUAAUUUGCACGAUGGAUUCAAAUACCAAAACCUUGUCAUCGGCCAAGAAGAGUAGAUUACGAUAUACAAUACGUGGAGGAUUCGAAUUCGACACCAUGGGCAAGACGAGGUAUCACGAACUGCGCAAAUAUGUAAAAAAGGGCAACGACUUUUGCAAAGAGUUGGCAAACAUCAUGCAAGAAAGAGUCGAGGUAGAAAUGCAUUAUGCAAAGACACUAUCUAAGCUCUCAGCAAAACUGGUGAAAGUAGCUAAGAACGGCGUGGGCUCCGUCCAAAAUGCAUGGAUGCAUAUAGGAAAAGAAAUGGAGGCCGACGGUCAGGUUCAUCGGUGUUUUGCAAACACACUAGAAGAAGAUAUAGUCAAGCCGUUGAAAAAUUUACAAGACACUCAGUAUAAAAUCAAAAAAACUGUCGAGUGUGAUGUCACUAAAACUAAAAAGAACAUGAAUGAAUGGCGUUCGGCCGAACGAAAGAGUAAAAAACAAAGUUUUUCCGUUGCAAGGGAGAAUGAAAAAAUGCAAGACACGGUAGCCGAUGUUACGACAUAUUCGAUUGUUACGAGCAACUGUAAUAUUAAUAAGGAUGCGACUAAAUUGGAAAGCAAAAAACGCAAGCUUGAAGAAUCUGUCAAAAAAAGUUAUACCGAAUACUACACGUACUGUGUCCGGACAGCCAGAGCCAAGCUCGAUUGGGAAAUGUCAGUUAGCAAUGGAGAGAAUAGUUUUAUGACGAUGGAAGAGGAGCGGCUAUUGAGGCUAAAAGAAUACGCUCAUCAUAUGCUACAAUCAUACCAGAAAAUAGGUCCAAAAAUUUCUCAAAUUUCUAUGCGUCUCAGCGAGCCGGUAACAGAAUGCGACGUACCAAAAGAUUUUAGUAUCAUUGCAGACAGUGUGAACAAAUAUGAAGACGAAGACCUUAGUGUCCAAGUUUUGCCUGAUUUUUACCCGGAGCACACACAUUUGGCUAUGAAUAAAAGGAGAAGGAUAUCAGCUUUAACAAAAAUAUUACAAUUAAUUAAUCAAGACUUAGAACGGGAGAGAAGGAGCAAACAAGGCCUAGAUACUUUGUCAAACGCAAUGCACAAUUCUACCAGCUUCAAACAGGACGAUUCGUAUAAGAACGUCAAUGAAAAACUUCACCAUACAAAUCUUAUGAUCUUAUAUUUGGAAGCAGUCAAAUAUAAAGUAGUGACUGCUCUAGAUGUGUUAGAGGGUAGACUACCUACAACAUCCAAUGCCUUGUCUCAACACAUACAAACGAGUAGAGAUAAAAAUGGUUAUCAACAUUCUGUGUUAAAAAUGCCUUCAACCGUAUGUCUGAAGUUGUCUUCUGCGCCAGAAGAAAGCAUACAUAAUGGACCCACUUGGUCUGAUCGAGGGUCGGCCGACGGCACUGACAUCGAUGACUUCUCAAGCGACGAAGAUAAUAGUGUCGACGUUAGUAGUCCACGGUGUAAAGCUAUCUAUCCAUAUACAGCAAAACUAAACGAUGAGCUUAACUUAGAACCCGGUGAUAUUAUUCGAGUGCAUAGCAAAAAGUCAGAUGGUUGGUGGUAUGGAGAACUAGAAGGUACAACCGGAGUGUUUCCUGCUACCUAUGUUGUAGAAAUAGACUGAAAUAACUCACGAGGCUAAUCAUAUAUGUGUAUAUUAUAUAUAAUUAUUUUUUAUGUUGCAUUAGUUAAAAUUUAGCAAUUAAAAUUACCAAAGAUAACUCAAUUCUAACUAAUCUGACAUAAAAGUUGACUUGUAUAUACAAUUUGUUUUAUUUUAUUUUUAUAACGUUAAAAUACAGAAUACAUAAUUAUUAUUAUAAAAAUAA
Messenger RNA from Daktulosphaira vitifoliae (grape phylloxera), 1988 nucleotides. It is a transcript of the gene Nost, whose product is annotated as nostrin. Lineage: Eukaryota; Metazoa; Arthropoda; Insecta; Hemiptera; Phylloxeridae. Bases 179 to 1783 code for a protein of 534 amino acids. The record is from RefSeq and is a predicted model, not a curated record. The transcript is spliced from 13 exons. Gene Ontology annotation, cellular component: plasma membrane; cytoplasm. Gene Ontology annotation, molecular function: protein binding.